This is a messenger RNA of Hibiscus syriacus, 1423 nucleotides long. RefSeq names its product potassium transporter 10-like. The transcript has 3 exons. Gene Ontology annotation, molecular function: potassium ion transmembrane transporter activity. The record is from RefSeq and is a predicted model, not a curated record. The coding region runs from base 209 to 1423 and encodes 404 amino acids. Gene Ontology annotation, biological process: potassium ion transmembrane transport. NCBI's taxonomy places the organism in Eukaryota, Viridiplantae, Streptophyta, Magnoliopsida, Malvales, Malvaceae. Gene Ontology annotation, cellular component: membrane.
UUCCACGAGUGAAGGUUGUACAUACGUUGAAGAAGUUCUUUGGUCAGAUAUAUGUUCCGGAUAUUAAUUGGAUCCUUAUGAUUCUUUGCAUUGCCGUUACGGCUGGAUUCAAGAACCAAAUCCAAAUUGGAAAUGCUUAUGAAAAUUUUAUUUUGUUUGCUGAGAGGCCGAGUUUUCACCAUCAUCAGGGGCUUUCUGUUGCGAACUAAUGGUAUCAUUUCGAGCAAUACAUGUACCUAAGAAUUAUACACUUAAUUGUAUCGUAAUCUAUGUAAACGCGGGGACGGCUGUGGUGAUCGUCAUGUUGGUAACGACGCUGCUUAUGACUUUAAUCAUGCUUUUGGUUUGGCGAUGUCAUUGGAUUCUCGUCCUCCUCUUCACCGGCUUGUCCUUGGUUGUCGAAUGCACAUACUUUUCUGCUGUACUCUUCAAGGUUGAUCAAGGUGGGUGGGUUCCUCUUGUUAUUGCAGCAGCCUUUUUGCUCAUCAUGUAUGUUUGGCAUUAUGGUACACUGAGGCGAUACGAGUUUGAGAUGCAUAGUAAGGUUUCGAUGGCAUGGAUUCUUGGGCUUGGCCCUAGUUUAGGCUUAGUUCGAGUUCCCGGAAUUGGGUUAGUCUACACCGAGCUAGCAAGUGGUGUUCCUCACAUAUUUUCCCACUUCAUCACUAACCUACCCGCCAUCCAUUCAGUGGUUGUUUUCGUCUGUGUGAAAUACCUUCCUGUCUACACUGUUCCGGAAGAAGAAAGGUUUCUUGUGAAACGCAUCGGGCCUAAGAAUUUCCAUAUGUUUCGUUGUGUUGCUAGGUAUGGCUACAAAGACUUUCAUAAGAAAGAUGAUGAUUUCGAGAAAAAGCUAUUCGAUUUCCUCUUCUUAUUCGUGCGGCUCGAGUCGAUGAUGGAAGGGUGUUCAGAUUCGGACGAAUAUAGCUUUUAUGGCCAGCAAACCGAGCAGUCCAGGGACGGUCUGUUGAACAACAACGGCCACACAACUUGCUCGUUCGUCGAUACCACAGUUUCAACGGUGGAUUCAAUUGUGCAGGUGAGAUCUCCGAUGCAUACAGGUGUGACGGUAAGAUCGUCGGGGCAAGUAAGCAGCCAGACUGAGACGGAUGAGUUAGAAUUUUUGAAUAGCUGUAGGGAUGCUGGGGUGGUACACAUCAUGGGAAACACUGUGGUGAGGGCAAGAAGAGAUUCAAGAUUUUACAAGAAAAUAGCAAUCGACUAUAUUUAUGCAUUUCUUAGGAAGAUAUGUAGGAAACAUAGUGUGAUUUUUAAUGUUCCUCAUGAGAGUCUAUUGAACGUAGGACAGGUUUUUUAUGUUCAAGUUCAAGCUAAUUUCAUCAAUAAAAUAUUGAAAAUGGAAUUCAAAUUUGAGAAGCUGAAGAAUGAGCUAGAAGAGAGGUUGCAAAAGAUGCAAGCAUAG